Messenger RNA from Nothobranchius furzeri (turquoise killifish), 1949 nucleotides. Lineage: Eukaryota; Metazoa; Chordata; Actinopteri; Cyprinodontiformes; Nothobranchiidae. The record is from RefSeq and is a predicted model, not a curated record.
AUGGAGUCUGGUGUUUAUUGGCUGCUCCUGCCUCAGGAAUUGUUGUAUGUGGUCCUCACAGAAUCCAGGAAGGGGUGUGUCUCCACAGGAGACUCUGUUGUUCUGCUGUUCUGCUGCUGUUAUGCACGGUUUCAUGGGAUCUCUGUUUACCGGUUGUUGACCCGGUACUGGACCAUCAUCCGGCUCCAAGACCUCUCCACCCCGCUGCUCGGACUGGUUGACGGGAUCAGCGGAGACCAUCGGGAGCGGCUUUUGGGAUGCGGGCCCUACCGGCAGUUGUCGUCGGCCCGGGAAUUCAUAAGGACGGCUGAGCGCAGGCUAAUAGACUCGUGUGCAGGCGAGCUGUAUGCUCUCUCAUUUCCUGACGGCCUGCCUGCUCAGUCGUGGCUUGGUGGUCGAGCCCUGGUGGUGGUCCCUUUGAUGGUGUGCGUGUGCUCCAGAGUCACUUCACCCCCCGAAUGCAUGCACAAAACCACCAAUAAAGAAAGGUACAUGUUGUGCAAGAGGAGACUGAUGAUGAUGAAGUUGCUCUUUGCUAUUUGGCUACUUCGGAUUUAUUUGUCAACCACUCACUCCUUAGUUCGCUUGCUUCAGGUGGCACGUGAGGAUCCUGAAUAUAAAUCAGAGGUGCUGGAGGUGAACAGAGAUGAGGCAUCCAGCAGAGAUGUUCCUGUUUUGAAGAGGACAACACUGCCAACUGAGUCCCUCAACGGUGAAGAUUUACUGGCCACAAGUACACCAAGGCAAAGAGUCACCCCAAGGCAAAAAUCCACUGAAGAUCAAGCAUCAGGCAUCGCUGAUGUUUUAAGGAAUAUUGCUGCAAUCACAGAUAUCUGCAAGUCACUGCUGAUAAAAAUGAACAUGAUGGAGGGGAAAAUGCACGCCAUGGAGAAGCUGCUCCAUAAUUUGGCUUCUCGGCAUUCUGAGAGCCAAACUCAAGAUAAUCUGCGCCUGGAGCCUUGUAAAGAUGCGGAGGACUUUACCUUGCUUGACAAUAACUUGCAGGACAAGGCAUAUUUCCAGCAAGCUGUCCGUUUUCUAAGCCUCAUUGGAGGACGGAAGCUGGGUGAAAAUACAAGAAGGACCAUGCUGGCUGUCGCCAGCAAUGCUGUUUGGUGUGGAUACAGCCUGUAUGGGAAGAAGCAGAAAGCCAAGCUGUGUAACCUUAAAAUAUUCAGGCUGAUCAAACGUUCUGUGAAGACCUCGCGUCCAGACUCCACAGAUAAGGACAUAGAGGUGCAAAUAAUGGAAGUCCUUAAGCAUGCUCCCCAGAAAGUCAGAAGAGAGGCUGAAGCACAGCAUCGUGCCACACAAAUGGAGGCCCAUUCUUCUGAGGAGGACUAAGUGAACCUGCACCCUUUCUGUUUUAUUUUUCUCAGUUUUGUUCACAAUUUUUGAUUUUCUAUUUUUAUUUAUAUAUUUUUGAUCUUUUUUUUUGAAGCACCUUGUGAUUUUUAUUUUGAGAGGCGCUAUAAAAAUGUUUUGUUUAAAUUGUGUAUGCAAAUGUCAAACCUUUAUGUAAUAAAAAGCUGAAAAGUCAGUUUAUUGUCCAUCCUUUGUGAAAUUACAUCUGAUCCUGCUGCCUACUAUUCAAUUCAAAAAUACUUGAUUAAUCCCAGAGGGAAAUUGAUUGCUGUAGUAGCUCAGAAUAAUAAUAAUAAUGAAGUCAUCAAAGAGUUAUUGUAUAUUAAUUCAAUUCAAGUUUUUUUAUAUAGCGCCAAAUCAUGACAAGAGUCGUCUCAAGGCCCUUCACAUAAUAAACAUUCCAAUUCAGGUCAGUUCAUUAAGCCAGUCAGAAAUAAUUUUUCCUAUAUAAGGAACCCAGCAAAUUGCAUCAAGUCACUGACUAGUGUCAGUGACUAUACAGCAAUCCUCAUACUAAGCAAGCAUAAAGCGACAGUGGAGAGGAAAACUCCCUUUUAACAGGAAGUAACCUCCAGAGAAUCCCG